UUUUUGUAAUCGCUGGGGGCCCUUUCAACUGACGUGUACCGGUUAGGUGUAUGUGGCGGCGGUAACGCUCGGCGGUGCGGUUUGGGCUGGAAGUGCACCUACGGAAUUUUCUCUGUCUGCUGGGGUCUAAGGGACCCACGACAUUAUUAACCAAACAUGUUUGGUGGCAUGCUAGAUGACCUCAAACGCAUGAAUAAGCGGCAGCUUUUAUACCAAGGUUUAAACUUUGGUAUGAUCGUGUCGUCGGCCCUUAUGAUAUGGAAAGGUCUGAUGGUCGUCACCGGCAGCGGCAGCCCGAUCGUAGUCGUGCUCAGUGGGAGUAUGGAGCCAGCAUUCCACCGUGGAGACCUGCUCUUCCUGACAAACUACAAGGAAGACCCAGUCCGCGUUGGUGACAUCGUGGUCUUCAAAGUGGAGGGCCGUGACAUCCCCAUUGUUCACAGGGUGCUCAAGCUGCACGAAAAGGCCGAUGGGUCGGUGAAAAUUCUCACCAAGGGGGACAACAACUCGGUUGAUGACCGAGGCUUAUAUGCUCCUGGCCAGAUGUGGCUCGACAAGAAGGACAUUGUCGGCCGGGCAAGGGGGUUUGUCCCAUAUGUUGGUAUUGUUACGAUAUUAAUGAACGACUAUCCAAAGUUUAAGUUCCUUGUGCUAGGAUGUCUUGGGUUAUUUGUGUUGGUUCAUCGAGAAUAGGACUGGCUGUGUCGCGAAGCUCACUGCCUCGCCAACAUCAACUUUUGUGGGACUGCGCAAGUCAACAGCGAGGGGCUUCCCUCUUCCUCGCUGCCCGCCCACAUACCGGUUCAGUGGCCAUGUGCCACACAUUUUGUUUCGUUUUCUUUCUGUUCAAGAUGGAGAAAAGAAUAUUUUGCCAAGGUGUUCACAAUGUGGGCACCUCUUUAUUUACGUGUAAUACUAUCCAAAAUCGGGCCCAGUUCACUUUUGGAACAAAAACAAAGCAGCAGACGUACCAUACUUGUCUAUCUUAUAAAUAUAUUUCAUCACAUCACAUCUUUGUAAGGGUGGUUGGAGCACAUGAAAGUGAAUUAAAAGCAAUUGUGUUUUUUCUU
Dermacentor silvarum is the source of this 1070-nucleotide messenger RNA. It is a transcript of the gene twr, whose product is annotated as signal peptidase complex catalytic subunit SEC11A-like. NCBI's taxonomy places the organism in Eukaryota, Metazoa, Arthropoda, Arachnida, Ixodida, Ixodidae. Bases 157 to 693 code for a protein of 178 amino acids. Gene Ontology annotation, cellular component: membrane; signal peptidase complex. The record is from RefSeq and is a predicted model, not a curated record. The transcript is spliced from 6 exons. Gene Ontology annotation, molecular function: serine-type endopeptidase activity.